AUGGACUCGAGAUUUCAUGCUACUGUGAUGCGACGGGAGGAAAAUGAUCAAGAAGAGGCUGUAAUAAAGCGAGAUGGGAUAAUGAAUGGACCAAGCACAACCAGCACAACCAGCGGCUCAAACAUAACUUACGACGUUGGUUCGCCCAGACAACAAUCACAAUCUGGAAUUCGUUCACUUCUCAAUCCUUCACCAACAACUUCAACCGGCGCACACCCGCAAUUCAAUCAACAAUAUCAUCCACCACCAGCGGCACCUCAACUUAUACCAUCACACAUUCCUCUUCAAUCAACUUCAACUUCAGCUUCACCCAUAGGUUUGGGUUUGGGUUCAGGUAUCCCUUCAUAUCAAAGUGAUCGAGAUUCUGGUUAUCAACGCAAUCAGAAACCAACCAGUAAUUACUACGAUCCGACUUCCGACUCGAGCGAAAGAAGACCUAAGGAAUCUUGGAGUGAUAGGGAAGCUAAGACAAGACAAAAUCGUGAUUCUUAUCCAUACCAAGCAAAUCAUCCACCCCAGACAUCUGCGGAUGGUAUACUGAAUCAUUACAACGGCACCUAUAAAUCUCCCGUGAAUACUCAUUUUCCACCACGGUCGCCCAUCUCACACGCGCACCCACAAGGUCGCGUACCUCCAGUGACACAAUCACCACGAGUGCCCACGAUGGAAUCACCAGUUAGUCGAAAUAAUGGUAGUAUUGGUGGAGGACCCGUAAAGCAGGAAAGGCCAGUCAUCAAACAAGAGCCUAUACCAGCUAGUACUCCUAGCAGAGUGGCGGACCCAAUGGCAUUUUCGAGUAUUCUGUCCAGCGCUGCUCCAGAACCAACUCCAAAGCCUCAACCAACCCCCACCCCUAUCAUAUCCAAGCCUCGCAAACCUUCACGACAAACCAUGCCUAGCUUGAAGCCGGAUCCCUCUCCGGCCCCUAGUUCUCGACAAUCUUCCAUCGCACCAGCUCCUCCACUACCUCCUCCACCUACCACAUCGCGAGUACCUGCAAAGCGCAAGGCAAAUGGGGAAACAAAAUCCACACCAAAACCUAAGCCUUUUACCAAGGAUCAAGAAAGGGAUAUCGUAAUUUUGAUGUCAAAGCUGGACGAAGAACCAGAAGACAGCAGCGAUGUGGAAUUUACGGAAGAGAAGAAACUCUAUGAAACACGAUCCCUUAAACGAAAACUCGAGGUUGAAAAAAUUGAAAUCGCCAAAACAAAGCAACGUCGAACCGAUUUCUCCAAUUCGAUGACCAAGAAGUUGGGAAAGCAUGCCAAGGCGGGUGAAGAGCGAUAUAGAGAAGUGGAAGGAGAUGCAGCCAUUUCGAAAGUACAAGCGGAUGAAAUUCAAACCGAAAAGGAGCGCAAGAAAGAUAUGCAGAGGAAGCGUCGUCGCGAAAAGACUGUUCAGAAUAACAUGGAACAAAAGGAGAUUGCCUUGGCCAAGGCUCAAGCAGCACAAGAUGAUCAAGAACGACACAAAUUUCUCCGCGAUGCCCAGAGAGCAGAAAAGAAAGCACAGCAAACUAAACAGAUACUCGCUAGAGGAGACAAGGGUCCAGAGAUUAGAGCAGUUUCACCCAUGGAACCUAAUAUGCAGGGAGGUAGUAUGUCGACAUUUACAGCUGUGGAUCCUGAUUCGAUCAAGAAGCCAAAGCGUGGUGGUGCCCGACCAAGAAAGUCUAAAGAGCAGAAGCAGGCAGAGAAGGACUCGGCUGCUGCAGCUCAGGAAGCUAUUGAUAAAGGAGAGUCACCAGCUCUCAUGUCAAGUAGGGAUGUAGGAGAGUUCAAAGACAUGAGGCCACUUCCAAUGAAAGAAGGUCCAAAGAUCAAACUCAAGUUCAAGGCACCAACAGAACCAGUAGAAAUCAAGGAAGAAUCGCCUCCUGCUCCGGUCGAUCAACAUAAUACAAAGAUGUUUCAUGUUGUCUAUGAUCAGAUUUGGAAGGAUCUUGCCCGAAAGGAGGUUCCCAAGGUCUAUAAACUUGCCAUGGACUCUUAUUCCAUCCGAGGAUCAAAUCUGAAGAAGACUGCAAUUUUGGCUUCGAAAGAAGCCAAACGAUGGCAAUUACGAACGAACAAGGGUACCAAAGAUCUUCAGGCUCGUGCUAAGCGUGUCAUGCGAGAAAUGAUGUCUUUCUGGAAACGCAAUGAACGCGAAGAACGUGAUACUCGCCGAGCCGCCGAGAAGCAGGAGAUUGAGAGCGCUAAGAAAGCCGAAGCCGAUCGUGAAGCAAAUAGACAAAAGAGGAAGCUCAAUUUCCUCAUUUCACAGACCGAGCUCUACUCCCAUUUCAUUGGCAAGAAGAUCAAGACGGAUGAGGUUGAGAGAUCUACCGAUAAUCCCGAUGUUGCGGUUCCGAAUAAGGCAGAUCAUGCGAAGCCAGAUCAUGGCGAUUUGCCAGAAGGUUCUGCUCUUGCCAAGGUUACGAACUUUGAGGAUCUUGACUUUGAUGCCGAGGAUGAAUCUGUAUUGAAAGCUGCCGCUAUGGCUAAUGCUCAAAACGCUAUUCAGGAAGCUCAGAAUAAGGCCAGAGCAUUCAACAAACAGCAAGAAGGACCUGCCAUGGAUGAUGAAGGCGAGAUGAACUUUCAAAAUCCUGCCGGCAUGGGUGACGUCGAUAUUGAACAGCCGAAGAUGCUCCAAGCUCAACUCAAGGAAUAUCAACUCAAGGGUCUCAAUUGGCUUGUCAAUCUUUAUGAACAAGGCAUCAAUGGUAUCUUGGCAGAUGAGAUGGGUCUUGGUAAAACCAUUCAGUCGAUUUCGGUCAUGGCUUAUCUCGCAGAGAAACAUGGUAUCUGGGGUCCAUUCUUGGUUGUGGCUCCUGCAUCGACACUGCACAAUUGGCAGCAAGAAAUCACCAAAUUCGUUCCAAAGUUGAAGGUACUGCCAUACUGGGGUACAGCAGCAGAUCGAAAGGUUCUCCGAAAGUUUUGGGAUCGAAAACACAUCACCUACACUGAGGACGCCCCUUUCCACGUACUCAUCACCUCCUAUCAACUCGUCGUUUCGGAUGUUGCUUAUUUCCAGAAGAUGAAAUGGCAAUAUAUGAUUUUGGAUGAAGCUCAAGCUAUCAAGAGUUCGCAAAGUUCUCGAUGGAAGAGUUUACUUGGUUUCCAUUGUAGAAACCGUCUUCUGUUGACUGGUACUCCCAUUCAGAACAACAUGCAAGAACUUUGGGCUUUGUUACAUUUCAUCAUGCCUAGUUUGUUCGAUUCUCACGACGAGUUCAGUGAAUGGUUUUCCAAGGAUAUUGAAAGCCACGCUCAAAGUAACACCAAACUCAACGAGGAUCAACUCAAGCGUCUGCACAUGAUUUUGAAACCCUUCAUGCUUCGUCGCGUCAAGAAACAUGUCCAAAAGGAGUUGGGUGAUAAGAUUGAAGAGGAUAUCUUCUGCGAUCUCACUUAUCGUCAACGAGCAUACUACAGCAACCUUCGAAAUCAGAUCAGUAUCAUGGACCUCAUUGAAAAGGCAACAAUCGGGGAUGACAAUGACACGGGUACGUUGAUGAAUUUGGUGAUGCAAUUCCGAAAGGUUUGUAAUCAUCCGGAUCUUUUUGAACGUGCUGAAACUACUUCGCCUUUCUCAUUCAGCUAUUUUGCUGAAGCUGGUUCAUUCUUGCGAGAAGGCCCCAAUGUUAUUGUGGCUUACUCUGCGCGUAACACGAUUGAGUAUUCGUUACCUCGAUUGAUAUGGCGAGAAGGUGGACGACUUGACUUGCCUGGACAGGACAAUGAUGGUGCUGGUGUCAAGGCAAGAUCCUUAGAGUCGCUCUUCAACAUUUGGAAGCCUGAGAAUAUUCUUGGCAGUGCCAAUGAGAACGGCGCAUUUUCAUGGAUUCGUUUUGCCAAUACUUCGGUACAAGAGUUAUCAACAGUUUCAAAGAAGGAUGUUUUUGCUCGUGCUGUGGAUGUUGCAAAGAAACCACAAAGUCUUGGUAGGCUCAACAUUGUCUAUGAUGAAGAGGAAGACAAGAACUAUACUCCAGUUCAUGCUAUGCUUCAAAUCGUGGAUAGGAAAGAUCGUAAGCCUCUUGCUGAAGUUACAAAUGAGGGAUAUCUCAACAAACUCUACAAUGUGGCCAAUGAUGUUUGGGCUGAAUCUGGUAUGAGUCUAUUGGAACAAUGUGGUCGACCACGUGCAACCGCCCCUCCUAUCGAAGUCACUUGUUCGAGUAGAGGUGCCGUGAUUGAAAGACAGAAGGUCUUAUUCAAUGUUUCGAUGAGACGUGCACUAUUUGGUCCUUCACCUUUUGAAGAGAAAGCAAUGAUUACCUCCAAGGUUUCACCAUCAUUCUAUCCACCAAAGCCAAUGCUACCAUCACCUAAUUCGGAAAAACAACGCUUUACCAACAUCAAAGUACCCUCAAUGCGGCGUUUCGUUACUGAUUCUGGCAAACUUGCUAAACUCGAUGCUUUACUUACCAAGCUCAAAGAAGGUGGUCAUCGUGUUCUUUUGUAUUUCCAAAUGACACGUAUGAUUGAUCUCAUGGAAGAGUAUUUGACUUAUCGCAAUUACAAGUACCUUCGUCUUGAUGGUUCCACAAAACUCGAGGAUAGGAGAGAUACUGUUCAUGAUUUCCAAACUCGACCAGAAAUCUUUAUCUUCUUGUUGAGUACCAGAGCUGGUGGUUUGGGUAUCAACCUCACAAGUGCCGAUACAGUCAUAUUCUACGAUUCUGAUUGGAAUCCUACAAUUGAUAGUCAAGCCAUGGAUCGUGCACAUCGUUUGGGACAAACUCGUCAAGUUACCGUCUAUCGUAUGAUUACUCGUGGUACAAUCGAAGAGAGAAUUCGCAAGAGAGCUUUACAGAAAGAAGAAGUUCAAAAGGUUGUUAUGACUGGUGGUACAGGUGGUGGUGUCGACUUUAAUACGAGAAGUAAGGAGAAUAGAACGAAGGAUAUUGCCAUGUGGUUGGUGGAUGAUGAGGAGGCGGCGGAGAUUGAGAGGAAAGAAGCUGAGCAGCUUAGAUAUGAAGCUGAGAAUCCUACUGCGAAUAAAAAGGUGAAGGGUAAGGGGAAGAAGGGGAAGGAGGGUGGUGGAGGGAGUUUAGAGGAUCUUUAUCAUGAGGGCGAAGGACAUUUUGAUGAUGGAUCGAAUAGGCCCAGUGGUGCUGCUACACCUAUUGCUGGUGAUGCGGGCAAGAAAAAGUCCUCGAGUAGUAAGAAGAGUGGUGGAGGUGGUGGGAGUAAGAAGGCCAAGACAGCUAAACAGAGGUUGGCUAUGGCGGAUGGGGAUGUGGAUAUGGGAUAA
Sclerotinia borealis F-4128 is the source of this 5247-nucleotide messenger RNA. The record is from the annotation of a GenBank genome assembly. NCBI's taxonomy places the organism in Eukaryota, Fungi, Ascomycota, Leotiomycetes, Helotiales, Sclerotiniaceae.